This is a messenger RNA of Trematosphaeria pertusa, 3485 nucleotides long. RefSeq lists its product as uncharacterized. NCBI's taxonomy places the organism in Eukaryota, Fungi, Ascomycota, Dothideomycetes, Pleosporales, Trematosphaeriaceae. The coding region runs from base 1 to 3135 and encodes 1044 amino acids. The record is from RefSeq and is a predicted model, not a curated record. The transcript has 4 exons.
AUGGCCAUGAUCCGGUCUCUUUCUUCCUCACCACCACAACGCAAUAUCGUCAAGGACAGCAAGCCUGGCAUGCCGCCUUAUCAGCGUCGUCCCGGGAAGCCGCAGCUCAGCCGAGCUGUCAGCUUCCUAGUCCUUCUUCUCUGCUUCCUGGGGGCCCACCAGCCCUUAAGCACCCAGUCUGCAGCUCGUGUCAAUGAGCUGGCUCUCGCACUUGACGUCCCCGGCGCGAACGUAGCGUACGGGCGUUCCGCCCUUUCGAAUACAGCAGCGGUGGAGCCGACCGAGCCUGCAUCCCCGCAGGUCUCUUUGCAGUGGUUGCGCUCGGGUCUCUCGGAGGGCCCCAGUCAUCCGCCUGCUCUGAACCCCGACACGCUGAUCCUCCAGGUCGAUAUGACUCGCGGCAUGUGUUCCUCGACCACAACAGUCGCCACUUUCGCAACAGCAUCUCCGCGCCGUAGUCAGCCGUCUCAGUCUUCGGAUGAAGUCCGCUCCCCCGGAGACGAAGAUGCUGAACGUGAACUUGACAAUAGCCAUUCAGGAGCAUCUGGGAUCUCUGGCGAGAGCGAGAGAUAUUUAGAUCUCUUCGGCGGACGGUCCCGUUCGGCGGCUAACUCCGGGCUCCAAGGUCGAGAAGAGCGGCCCGAUCCAGCAAGCUCUCGUCACCGUCGUCGCCUUCGAGAUCUCUUUCAGUUGCCGUCUCGCCGGGGAUAUCGACGAUCCCUCACAGGAGCGAGCCGUUGGCGUGGACUACUAAGCUCCGGGAGACAUGGCUCUCCUAGGCACCGGCCGAUAAACCCGCUUACAGGAAGUCAAUUGGAGCGGAUCCACGGGGAACCAAACUUCAGUCAAGAAGAUAUCGAAGCCAUAAUAAACGACCGAGGCCAGGGCGUGGGAACUACUGGGCAACCAAGGGCGAAUGUUGUCAACGACCGCAGGGAGGUAGCACGUCCCGUUGAACAGCGGCGAAUCGACCACAUCAACAGGCACUUUCCGGGCCUUCGGGCUCCCGGUACAGCUCCCCCAGCGCAGCAACAGUUCAGGGAACAGCAACAACAGACACAGUGGCGCUUGUGGCGCCAAAUCUUCGACGUCUGGCAUCAGAACUUAAGGCCCCAACUAACCAUACAGGAACUUAUAACCCUCGCGCUUUUGGGGCAACAGGACCGUACCGCCGAUGACGAAGAAAUCGUAGCAUGGCUCGAGAAUAAUUUCCCUUGGUUCCAGAACCACCGCUAUGCCCCGCCUGGACUAGGUCUGUUUGGCAGGCAAAUCUUCCCAGAGACUGUGAGACAAUACCUGUCGCGCUUGGCCUACACUUAUGAUGGACCUUUCGUACCUGUUGAUCCUGGUACUCGUGGUAGGGGCGACUUGUAUGCGCGGCAGUUUCGGCGUCGUGUUGUCUAUCUCCGCCCGGGUCAAGAGAACCAGAUCUUCCGGCGAUACUACACUUAUGGUCGGGGAAGCAACAACCGGGUUCAAUCCCCUGGACGGUGGUAUUCCAGUCAACUGGCUCCGGGCCCCGGGGGUACGCCGCAGCUCCCCAAUUUGCCUACCGAGAUCAUCCUCAUCAUCCUUCGCUAUCUCCUUAAGUAUCCCGAUCCCAUUCACAUUUGUGCGCAGGAGACCAGCUCGACGGCGAGCCUGCGACUUUUCCUUCCAGCGCCAUCUUGGAUGAGGGAUGCCGACGAAUCGCACCGGGGCAACUUGUACUAUCAUAACGCGUACCACUAUGGUUACUUUCUUCCCCCGCUGUCGGAAAUCCUUGCAAUUGGCGACGCAUGCUCUGGAUGGGAUCGUCUAGCCUCAGAAGUCUUUUUCGGGGACAACACCUUCGUAGUGCUUCGCGAAAACGAGUAUUGGGAUUUCCGUCCUGUUCCAUUCAUUGCCGGACGAUUCCUUGAAGAGAUUGGCCCGCUUGGUCGUGAAUUUCUUCGCAACUUCGUAUGGUAUUGGCACGUCAACAGGCUACAUCGACAGCAACUGGCGACAGCGGUGCGGCAUCUUGGUGAGGGUCGGAACAUUAAUACCACGAUCUACAUUGACGUCUGGAGUCUGGACGACGAAGAGUUGCGAAAUCUAUAUCUCACUCCCGCGUUCCAAGAACUGAGUCGAUUCCUAGAUCCCAACCGUAUUAACGUCAUGGUUAGCGAACCCAUUGAACACCUCGGAUCUUGGCUAUUGAGGGGAAUAACUAGGCGGCGCCAUAUACGCGUUUCUGACAGGUCAAUUGUGGAUCAGCCUCUGGCUCCCGACACUCUCGCAAGGCGAGCCGAUCUCAGAGAUAUUGCCCGUCGGUAUGGAUACGAGGCCGAGACUGGAAGAUUUCCGGACCGACGCCGACCAGAGGAUUGGACAGCGCUAGCCGAAGUAGUGAGCCAGCUGAUGCAGGAGGACUAUGAUAUUCCUGACGACGAAGGUCAUCGACCGUAUUUUACGGAAAGAGGAUCUGGGUUCGAGAGUUCGGCUACUGACGACGAUGUGGAGUAUCCUUACUCGCUUUUUGGAUCUCUCUCUCAGUCUCAUGCGGCCACAGACACCACAACUGAUUCAGGCGUCUCGCGGAAUCCGGCUAGCAGUGGCCCUUUCGUCCCCAUGCCUGGGCCACCGCCACCAGCAGCUCAUAACAACUUCGCAAAUCCGCAUCUUCAAAUGUCACCUCACGCUGCUCAAGACGGCUCCAGCACUUCGUAUCUUCAGCUGCCGUUCCCAGCUGCUCCGUAUAGCUCCUCGAGUUCAUGGUAUCUCCAACGACCGGCCGCUUUAGCUGAGGAUAGUGUCGUUAGCCCCUACCUCCGUCCGGUGCCCGCAGAAGAGGCCAACGAUCCCCUUCUGGAGUACGAAGAUGACUCAGAGGCGCCCGAGGCGGUUCAAAUGCAUAACAACCUUGUCUCGCUGCAGCGUCGGGCUUUCAGCGAGCAGCGAGCCAGGGAAGAUCGGGAGCGACAGGAUGCUGCUAACCGCGCGACAUCAGAUGCCGCUAGAUCCAGGGAGAACGCGCAGACAGGCGAGAGUAGGAUUGUUUGGACUCCGCCGGCUAACCGCCGGGCAGCCCCAGCACUCGCCGAGUGCAUGGAGCCGCCAUUGGAAGAUGAUGAUUCGGCUGGGGCCGAACCCGGGGCUGGUUUCCAGUGGUAGGCACUUGUGCCGGGCCUGGAUAGCCUUUCGUCUGCAAAUGAUGUCAAGUUCUAUCCAGCUGGGGCUUCGGAAAAGGGUAAGGGCUGUGUCUCCGUCUUUUCUGCACUCUUGGAUGAGUGAGCAUUUGGCUUCGAGUCCGGUCUGCAGCACGAAGAUUGAUCUUCCGGUAGAUAGCUUUUGUCCCAGAAUAAAGGCCUCAAACUUGUCUAUCUCUUUUCUAUUGCCGUGACUUUAAGUGACAUGAGUUGCUGCGUCGUUGCGUAGGAGUGCCGUAGAGCCCAGAACCGUCCGUCCAGACAUUGCAGCUCACGUAGAAAGGUCAUCGACGUUUUGUUUUGGAAUAGGUCGCG